AUGCAAUAGCUUUCCACAGAAUGACAAGUCCCAAGUGGCAUAGGUACUUUGACGACAAUGACGUUAAUGAUUGGAGUAUCCUCGGAUUUCAUGAAGCAUGGAUACAUGAAAAUAAAGAUGAAAUAAGAAGGUUAAGCUAUCAAAAAGCAAACGAUGUUCUUACAAAAAGUCUACGUUCUCUUAUCAACGAUUGUAAAGACGAAAUGAAGAUGCAGGAAGCCGCGAGACUUUUAGCAAAUAAGGCAAGUACAUCAUGCACAUCUUAUGAUAGAGUCAAUGAUAGAAAUCAACUGUUUGCUGGUUCUCCGAUGUCCUGUUUGGAUGUAUGGGUAACAGUUGUUCAUGCUAGGAAGAAUCAACUGUUUGCUGUUGUCCAUGCUAGGAGGUAUCAACUGUUUGCUAGCAAACGUACUCAUGGAAGCGAACUUGACGAAUUAUGGGCUUCUAUAGAAAAUCAGAGAUCGGCACAAGAGAAAUUAAAUUAUGAACAAUUUGACAAUGUCUCAAAAUACUCAUACGCUUUGACUAAUGCUGCAGUAACAAACUUAAGCAAUAUUGUACAACCCAUGCUACCAAGUAAGCGGUCUUUUGAGAGUCUUGAAUCAGAAACAACGAAUUUGACACAGAGCACAGAGCAAAUAUCAAGUGGAACUUUUAACUCGCAGCCAGAGAGAAUGAGGACACCACCGCCUAGAUUUCCAAAUGUAAAUGCACCUCUUCAUACUCCGAAUAAGCGUCAGAUGUAUGAUGAGGGUGUUAUUCGAUAUCUCGAUGCGAUGGGACAAUCUUUAAAAUACAGCCGGAUUCACGUUCAGGAACCAUCUAUGUGGGCUAAGGUAGAGAGCUAUCUCGAGAAUGCUUUGAAGAAAUCAGGAAAUGAUUUUAAGAAAGCUAUUAUGCUAGAGAUUGAAAAUAAUGAUGCAAGCAGUUUCCGCUUAUAUUGUGAAAAAAUAUUGAUCGAUUUAAAAAUUGGAGAAAGAAAAUAUAUCGUUCAGAAUCUUUCUUCACUUUUUAAAUUUUACGAAACAACUUUUGGAAAUAUCAUCUUUGAUUGGAUCGAAUCACACUCCCUGUCUGCAAAAUUGACAAAAUCACCUACCAGUUCAGGAAUUGUUAAAUUUGACGCCAAAGGAAUACGUUUAUUUGAUGAUAAGGAAAUAUGGCACAUGGAAGUUGCUGGUUCACCAUCAUCACCAAUAAUAGAUCACGUAAUCGGUGAUACAAAGAAAUCAUUGCAUAGUGAUAUUUUAAAUCUGGUUGCACUUUUGCUUGAGCACCUGGACGUUCCUGUAAAAGUUGCGACAAAUAUAAAGGUGUUCAGUUUGCAAGCUAUCGGUAGAUCAAAAUACAAGGCAGUUCUUUAUCUUAUGGCUGUUUUUCAUGAUGAAUUUAUAAACCAACUUUCAAUUAUGCAAGAACUUGAUUUAAACAUUAAUCAUAGUGAAGGAUUUACGGUUCGAGAUGUCUUAAAAAUUCCUAAAUCUUUACAGGAUCUUUUAAAAGAAAA
Molecule: messenger RNA, 1507 nt
Organism: Racocetra persica
Lineage: Eukaryota; Fungi; Glomeromycota; Glomeromycetes; Diversisporales; Gigasporaceae
Source: the annotation of a GenBank genome assembly